GGGAAAUGAGAGAAUAAUUUGAGUCGUUGAUUUAGUGAGUGGUCUGGGAGGGGCACCCAGCAAUAAACGACGCCGUCCGAUUUCAAAUUUCCAACUCUCUCUCUGUAUCUGGCGGGUUAUCAGUUUGUGCAGCAUGGAUGGGAAUGAUGUGGCCUCAGAUCAAGUCAUUGCUGAAUUGCUAGAUAUGGGGUUUGAUAUCUUAGACAUCACACAAGCAAUAAAGGCAGUGGGUGCAUCACUGGAUAAUGCAAUCGAGUUUAUCUUGAAUAGCUCUCAUAGAAAUGACAGGAAUGCAUCAGCGAGUUCGAUGUGUCCUACGGACAACAAAGUUACUAGGAAAAGAGGCACUUCCUCGUUUAAGCCUCCUGCUAAAUUGCGACAACAGAACAUAACAGAACAACUGAAAUUGUCAUCUGCACCCAAGAGAAUCAAGACGACAGGUGUUUAUAAUGCUUCAGUCUCUAAUACAAAUUUCUUGACAUGUGGAAAAGAACCGGUCGUUUCUUCGACUGUCAAAAUUGAUUUGGAUCUCUGUCAAGAAAUUGGCAUGGUGCCAUCUUAUUGCAAAAAAGAUGAAAAAAUGUUUGGAUUGGAUUGGGAAAGGAACGCAAAUGAUCUUCUUCAGAAGAAUUUUGGAUAUUCAUCCUUGAAGGGCUUUCAGAAAGAGGUUCUUGCAGCCUGGAUGGCUAACCAAGAUUGUCUAGUUCUCGCAGCAACAGGAUCUGGAAAAUCAUUAUGUUUUCAGAUUCCAGCUUUAUUAUCUGGAAAGGUGGUGGUGGUUAUCUCACCAUUGAUUAGCUUGAUGCAUGACCAGUGCUUGAAACUAGGAAAGCUUGGGAUUUCAGCUUGUUUCCUGGGAUCUGGUCAAAUCGACAAGAGUGUUGAAAACAAAGCAAUGAAUGGUGCAUAUAGCAUCAUUUAUGUCUGCCCAGAGACUAUUAUAAGAUUAAUGAAACCGCUUCAAAGCUUAGCUGAAACCCGUGGAAUUGCAUUGUUUGCAAUUGAUGAAGUUCAUUGUGUUUCGAAAUGGGGACAUGAUUUUCGACCUGACUACAGGCGACUGUCCAUAUUAAGACGGAGCUUCAGUGCUGAGCACUUGAAAUGCCUAAAGUUUGACAUUCCCUUGAUGGCUUUGACUGCCACUGCAACUAUUCGUGUUCGUGAAGACAUAUUAAAGUCAUUAUGCAUGUCAAAGGAGACGAACAUUAUCACAACAUCAUUUUUCCGGCCAAAUCUUCGUUUUUCGGUAAAGCAUAGUAGGACAUCUGUGUCUUCCUAUGAGAAUGAUUUCAGUGAGUUGAUAAAGUUGUACACAAAAGACAAGACAGCACUCAAAAAGUUUGUACUGAAAAAUCUUGAUGGUGGCUCUAAAAUCUCAAGUUGUACUCCUAAUGGUGGAACAUCUGGAUUACGUGAAAUGCGCAGAAACAUGAAUGAUAGUGAUGAUUCAGAUGAUGAUGGUUUUCAGGACUCUCCAGAGGAGAAAUUGUCUGUUCAAUUUCUGGAAGAUGAUUAUGAUAGAGUGCAAGGAGCUGAUGACUUUGAUGUUUUUUAUGGCGAAUCUUGUGGACGCUCAUCUCUAGAAUUCAGAAGUUGUGGGACUUCUGACUCCAACAAUCUGGUGAGUAAAGCAGGGAAAAGACCAGCACUACAUCAAGGACAUCUGGAAGAAGGACCAACAAUAGUAUAUGUACCUACUAGAAAACAAACUUUGAGCUUAACUAAGUUCCUUAUAAGUGUUGGUGUAAGGGCAGCUGCUUAUAAUGCCAAGUUGCCAAAGUCACAUCUCAGGCAGGUGCAUGGACAAUUUCAUGCAGAUGAGUUACAGGUGGUCGUUGCUACUAUUGCUUUUGGAAUGGGGAUUGACAAGUCGAAUGUCAGACGGAUCAUUCAUUAUGGUUGGCCACAGAGCUUAGAAGCAUAUUACCAAGAAGCUGGUCGAGCAGGUCGGGAUGGAGAAUUAGCAGACUGUGUGCUAUAUGCUAAUCUAUCAAGAAUACCUACUCUUUUGCCAAGUCAAAGAAGUGAAGAGCAGACAAAACAAGCAUAUCAGAUGUUAUCUGAUUGCUUCAGGUAUGGAAUGAAAACUUCUUGUUGUAGAGCCAAAAUGCUUGUAGAAUACUUUGGUGAAGAGUUCUCUACUGGCAGAUGUAACUUAUGUGAUGUCUGUACCAAUGGGCCGCCAGAAAUUCAGGAUUUGAAAGUGGAGGCAACACUGCUCUUGCAGCUUAUUGCCACAUAUUAUGCAAAUAAAACUUGUCAAGGUGAAUUCUCCAAUGAUGUUGAGUCCAUGAAGUUAAUAGGGAACCCAAAUAUUAGAGCAUUUGUCCGUAUGAUAAGAGAAGAGAAUCACAAAUAUGCUGCAAGUGACUUCACAUGGUGGUGUGGUCUUGCACGUAUAUUAGAAGAAAGAGGGUUCAUAAUCGAGGGAGAUGGGAUGAAGCAUGUCCAGAUAAAGUUUCCAGAACCAACAGAGUCGGGACUGCAGUUUUUGAAGUCAGAUUCGGAAGAAGCAUUUCUUGUUUACCCAGAGGCAGACAUGCUGCUGUCGACAGAAACAUGCAAAUCAUACUCCAGUUUCUCAGAGUGGGGGAAAGGAUGGGCAGAUCCUGAGAUUCGUCGUCAGCGCUUGCAAAGGAGAAGGGGGUCGAGGAGGAAACCAAGAUCCCGUAAGCCUAACUUGAGCACUGUUCGGGGGCGGCUAUCUGCUAAACUCACAAAAUAGAUACUUCCAUAUUGUAUUUCAUCAUCAAGAAGAAGAUCCGCAUCAUGUCAACAAUAUUUUUUAACAUGCAUUGUUAAUUACUUCACCAGCUAGCUGGAUUUACUUAAUGCAUAAGCUGGUUUCAGUCCA
Salvia hispanica is the source of this 2854-nucleotide messenger RNA. RefSeq names its product RECQ helicase SIM (gene RECQSIM). Gene Ontology annotation, cellular component: chromosome; cytoplasm; nucleus. The record is from RefSeq and is a predicted model, not a curated record. Gene Ontology annotation, biological process: double-strand break repair via homologous recombination. Gene Ontology annotation, molecular function: ATP binding; four-way junction helicase activity; protein binding. Lineage: Eukaryota; Viridiplantae; Streptophyta; Magnoliopsida; Lamiales; Lamiaceae.